GGGCUGGGCCCCAAGGACGAGGACGGGCUGGUCCGGGGGCUCUCGGUGCUCUGCAAUCUCGCCAACCAGCUCUACUACCCCUGCGAGCACGUCGCGUGGGCGGCUGACGCCGGCAUCAUCCGUGUUGGCUCUCAGAAGUGGUGGACGCUGAGCACGGCGCUCUGGGCCGUCUCCCUGCUCCUGGGCAUCCUGCGGUCCCUGAGAAUCUUGUUCCAGUUGAGAAGAAAGCUGAGGCAGCACAAGUGUACGUCCUCACCUCUGAGUCAGAAGGAGGUGAAAGCCCAAGUGAAGGCUGAAGUGUUGAGCAUCCUGACCGACGUGGCAGAUCUCUCCAACGCAAUCCACUGGCUGCCUCCGGGAUUUCUGUGGGCUGGACGUUUUCCUCCGUGGUUAGUAGGUCUCAUGGGGACCAUCUCUUCCCUGAUUGGUAUCUACCAAGCAUCUAAAGGAAAAAAUUCUGAAGCUGUAUAA
Molecule: messenger RNA, 471 nt
Organism: Antrostomus carolinensis (chuck-will's-widow)
Lineage: Eukaryota; Metazoa; Chordata; Aves; Caprimulgiformes; Caprimulgidae
Gene: PEX11G
Product: peroxisomal biogenesis factor 11 gamma
Exons: 4
Biological process (GO): peroxisome fission
Cellular component (GO): peroxisomal membrane
Source: RefSeq, a predicted model, not a curated record